AUGAGCCACCAACGCUAUGCCUCCCACGAUCCUGUAAAGGAACCUCACUCAAUCUCCUUGAAGGUCCUACGGCUCUCCCGACCGUCCCUAGUCGCCCAGCAUCCCAUAACUCCAAGCGCAUCACCAUCAGCAAUACCUCGUCAGCCUCCAAUACCGGCCUCUCUCGCCUACAGCACGACGCACGACACCAACCCCUCGCCCUUCCUCCUCAGCCCCAUCCUCAACCUCCCACCAAGCUUCGGGUCCGCCUACGUAGGCGAGACAUUCAGCUGCACACUAUGCGCCAACCACGAGGCGCCGCCCGCCACUGAGCCAGCGCCCCCACAACUCAGCGAAGAUGGCUCAACGCCCGCCCCAGCACCUCCACAACCACAGCGCAAGUACAUCCGCGACGUGCGCAUAGAAGCAGAGAUGAAGACGCCCAACUCGACAGCCGUCACCAAGCUCGACCUCACACCCAAGACCGGCGCCGCGAAUGACGACGACGACGGCAAGCCCGCGGGCGUGGACCUGGAGCCGGGCCGGACCCUGCAGCGGAUCGUCAACUUCGACCUCAAGGAGGAGGGCAACCACGUGCUGGGCGUGACGGUGUCGUACUACGAGGCGACCGACACGUCCGGCCGCACGCGGACGUUCCGCAAGCUGUACCAAUUCAUCUGCAAGCCGAGCCUGAUCGUGCGGACCAAGGCGUCGCCGCUGGCGCCAGCCCCGGCGGUGCCGGCGCGCAAGGCUGCGGGGCCACCUCCGACGCCGCCGCCGGAGAAUGGUGAGGGUGACGGUGCGGCACCAGCCGAGGGAGGCGGCGAGGACAAAGACCCCGCUAGUGAGGAGGGCGGCUCCGGGCGGAGGAGAAGGAGGUGGGUCCUCGAGGCGCAGCUGGAGAACUGCUCCGAGGACACCACCGAGCUGGAGCGCGUGGUCCUCCAGCUGGAACCCGGGCUGUCGUACCGCGACUGCAAUUGGGAGGCCGGCGGGUCCCCGCGGCCGGUGCUGCACCCGGGCGAGGUGGAGCAGGUGUGCUUUGUGAUCGAGGAGUCGGAGGGCGGGGCGGGCGUCGAGGAGCAGGACGGCAAGAUACUGUUUGGGAUCCUGGGCAUUGGGUGGAGGACUGAGAUGGGCCAGAGGGGUUAUCUUGCGACGAACAAGUUGGGGACCAGGCAUGUCACAUGA
Diaporthe amygdali is the source of this 1170-nucleotide messenger RNA. RefSeq lists its product as uncharacterized. Bases 1 to 1170 code for a protein of 389 amino acids. The record is from RefSeq and is a predicted model, not a curated record. The transcript has 2 exons. Gene Ontology annotation, cellular component: TRAPPIII protein complex. NCBI's taxonomy places the organism in Eukaryota, Fungi, Ascomycota, Sordariomycetes, Diaporthales, Diaporthaceae.